Spinacia oleracea (spinach) is the source of this 4277-nucleotide messenger RNA. Its product is annotated as DExH-box ATP-dependent RNA helicase DExH6. The transcript has 14 exons. Lineage: Eukaryota; Viridiplantae; Streptophyta; Magnoliopsida; Caryophyllales; Amaranthaceae. The record is from RefSeq and is a predicted model, not a curated record. Gene Ontology annotation, cellular component: intracellular anatomical structure. Gene Ontology annotation, molecular function: helicase activity; ATP binding; RNA binding. Bases 257 to 3775 code for a protein of 1172 amino acids.
AAUGAAAGCCUAGAAUUUACAUAAUUCAAAAAAAAAAAAAGAAAAAAAAAAGCCUAGGGUUUACAAAUUACAUCAGGACCAAACCGGUAGGAUCUGUACUUCUUCCCCUGCACUCCCGGUUUAAAGGCGGCCACCACUUUCUCCACCACCGCCAUUACCGACGUCACCGCUACACCAACCACGCGCUGCGAAAAUCUACUGCAACCACCCUCAAUCAAACCGCAAUUUUCCUCUCUUCUAAGAAAGAAGUACAAACAUGGUGAAAUCAUCGCAGAAGAGGCAGAAGUUCGGGUCAUUUUUCGGCCCGGAACAUACCGCCGGCGUCGGAGAAACUACCCGUAUUGGUAUUACCAAACAACUUCAACAAUUUCGGGCUUCUCACGAUCAAGUUUAUACUUUUGAAGCUAAUAUGACAAACCGUGAACGUGCUGUGGUUCAUCAGGAGUCCAAAAAAAUGGGUAUGAUUUCAAAAAGUACUGGAAAAGGGGUUCAGCGAUGUGUUGCAGUGUACAAAAGCAAGCAAAAGUCCGAUUGCUUAGAGAAAAAGGAAAAUAGUGUGAUAAAAUUCUCAGAAGAAUCUAAAAGGGUCCUGACCGACUUAUUUAUUCAUUAUCCACCUGGUGAGGAUGAAGCUCGAAAACAAAAUUUUAAUAAGCCCAGUGGUAAUAUUCCUAAGUCACGGGAAAGAGAUAAUAUAUUCUGUAUGCCUGUAAUGAGCAAGGCUGAAAUAAAAAAGAAGGUGGAAUUGUUCACGAGCAAAAUACAGAAAACACGGAACUUGAAAGAGAUAUUUGAGAAGAGGUCUAAGCUUCCUAUUGCAAAUUUCCAAGAUAUUAUCACGUCAACAGUCGCAAAUCAUCAGGUCGUGCUCAUAUCUGGAGAGACGGGCUGUGGGAAGACUACACAGGUUCCACAAUAUCUUUUAGAUUGCAUGUGGGCUAGGGGUGAGCCUUGUAAAAUAAUCUGUACACAACCACGACGUAUUUCAGCUACAUCAGUCGCUGAAAGAAUUUCUACUGAAAGAGGAGAAUGUAUUGGAGAAAGUGUUGGAUACAAGAUACGGCUGGAUACCAAAGGUGGAAGAAAUUCAUCCAUCAUAUUUUGCACAAAUGGAAUCAUGCUUAGGGUGCUUGUGGCUAGGGGAUCUAAUAAAUCCCUAUCAGGAGCUGUGGACCUCUCUCAGAUCUCCUACAUCAUUGUGGAUGAGAUUCAUGAAAGGGAUCAACACUGUGACUUUAUGCUUGCGAUUCUCAGAGACUUGCUUCCAACCUAUCCAAAUUUGCGCAUGGUGCUGAUGAGUGCUACACUUGAUGCUGAAAGAUUUUCUCAGUAUUUUGGUGGCUGUCCAAUCAUCCGUGUGCCCGGAUUUACUCAUCCUGUCAAAUCAUUUUACUUGGAGGAAGUUCUGUCCAUUUUGAAAACUCCAGAGAAUGAUCAUCUUAAUUCUAGUUCGUCUAGUCACCUGAAUGAAGAGGGCAGCCUGAGUGAGGAGUCUUGUGUAGCGCUAGAUGAGGCGAUUGCGCUGGCAAGUUCAAAUGAAGAAUUUGACCCUCUCCUAGAAUUAAUUUCUUCUGUAGGAACACCCAAAGCUCUGAACUACCAGCAUUCUUCAACUGGAGUGACCCCUUUAAUGGUAUUUGCUGGUAAGGGGAGAGUUGGAGAUAUGUGUACACUUCUCUCCUUAGGUGCAGACUGCCAUCUGCAGGCCCGUGAUGGAAGCACUGCAUUAGAUUGGGCCAAACGUGAAAAUCAACCUGAAGCUAAAGAAAUCAUAAUGAAACACAUGGUUGAUAGCUCUUCGAGCUCAGUGGAAGAACAGCAGUUGCUUGAAAACUACAUGUCAAGAUUCAAUCCGGAAUUUAUAGAUGUUGUCUUAAUUGGAAAGUUGCUGACAAAGAUAUGCUUGGAGUCGGAGAAUGGAGCUAUUCUUGUAUUUCUUUCAAGCUGGGAAGACAUAAACAGGACUCGAGAGACUUUAUUUGCUAAGCCAUUUUUCAAAGAUUCUUCAAAGUUUCUAAUUUUAUCUCUUCACUCUAUGGUUCCAGCGACCGAGCAAAAGAAAGUCUUUAAAAGGCCACCUGUAGGUUGCCGCAAAAUCAUCCUUUCUACUAAUAUAGCUGAGACUGCCAUCACCAUUGAUGAUGUUGUUUACGUCAUUGAUGGUGGUCGAAUGAAGGAGAAAAGUUAUGAUCCAUACAGUAAUGUGUCAACCCUACAAUCUUCUUGGACUUCAAAAGCAAGUGCAAAGCAGCGGGAGGGACGUGCAGGCCGCUGCCAGCCUGGAGUCUGUUAUCAUCUGUAUUCAAAACUACGAGCGGUCUCACUUCCGGACUUCCAGGUGCCUGAAAUAAGGAGAAUGCCUAUUGAGGAGCUGUGUUUGCAGGUCAAGAUGCUUGAUCCGAAUUGUAAAGUUGAGGAUUUUUUGAAGAAAACCCUAGAUCCUCCGGUAUCUGAGACGAUAAAAAACGCAAUCACUGUUCUCCAAGAAAUUGGUGCGUUGUCACUUGAUGAGCGAUUGACAGAAUUGGGGAAGAAACUGGGUACCUUGCCUGUGCAUCCAUUAACGAGCAAGAUGAUAUUCUUUGCUAUAUUGUUGAACUGCCUUGAUCCGGCAUUGACCCUUGCAUGUGCAGCUGCUUAUAGAGAUCCCUUCACUAUACCCAUGCUACCAAACGACAAGAAAAGAGCAACUGCAGCAAAAGAAGAACUUGCGUCAUUAUAUGGAGGAUACAGUGAUCAAUUGGCGAUCGUUGCAGCAUUUGACUGCUGGAGGAGUGCAAAGGAGAAGGGUCAAGAAUCACGUUUUUGUUCUGAAUAUUUUGUGUCCCCAAGCAUUAUGAAUAUGUUGUCUGGUAUGCGUAAACAACUUGUUAAUGAGUUAAUUAGGACUGGAUGUAUACCAGAAGAUGUGUCAAGCUGUAGUAUGAAUGCGAGAGAACCGGGUAUAAUUCGUGCAAUUCUUGUGGCUGGCUUGUAUCCAAUGGUGGGAAGAUUGCAUGCACCUUUUAAGAGGGGUAGAAAGCUGACUGUGGAGACGGCUAGUGGUGAGGAGGUGCAUUUACAUCCACACUCAAUCAACUCAAAGUUAUGUAUUAACGAAUCUGAUGAACCCCUUCUACUUGUAUAUGAUGAGAUAACUCGUGGGGACAGUGGUUUGAACACAAGGAACAUCACUAUCAUCGGUCCACUUCCUGUAUUAUUACUUGCAACAGACAUUGUUGUGGCACCUGCAAGGGACGACACUGGUAAUGAUAGUGGAAGUGAUGCUGCUGGUGAUGAGGAUAAUGAUGCAGGUGAAAUGGAAGGCAUUGAGAAACUGAGUAAACCGGAAGAGGUCAUGUCAUUGCCUGAGAAUGCUGUUACAUUAAUUGUUGAUCGCUGGCUUUCCUUUGAAUCUACAGCUCUUGAAGUUGCUCAGAUUUACUGUUUGAGAGAGCGGUUGUCUGCAGCUAUCCUUUUCAAAGUAACAAAUCCAAGUUCGGUUCUUCCACCAACUCUCGGAACUUCUGUUUAUGCAAUUGCCUGUCUUCUUGCUUAUGAUGGAAUGAUGGGAGUUUCAUUGAAUGAAUCUGUGGAGACUUUGACUUCGAUGGUACAUAAUACUGAAAUUGGUAACUCGUCUGCAGGGAAGAAAAAAGCAAAUCAUGUUCCAAAAAGCUUCCUCACAUCUCUAAUCAACCAUACUACUCCACAGAUUAGCAAUUCUUCAUCGCGGCCAGCGAGAGCAAUGGGAGGCUCGUCAAAACGACGACGUGGCAAUAAUAAGUCUGGCUAAGGAUGAUACUGUAUAAUUUUAGGGGAAAUGUUCUGAUACUGACACUGCACCUGAUGUGGGUUUUGAGAGGCUUAUGGCAGAAUUGAUACAUAUCUUCUGCCUGUUUUUGGUGUAGUGGUUGGUUAGGUUGCUGCAUUUGGUGAUCCUCUUUUUGCACUGAUGGGAAGCUCAUUUUUGGCAGCCAGAAAGAGCUCAACGUGUGUAGUAACUGCGCGGCCCCUUAUACUAGGCCAUGAUAUGCCAAACUUUCUGUAUAUAGCUCGUUAUAGUACGGCAUUAACACUUGCAUUGAUCCUGUUAAUUUUGUUAGAGCUAGAAUAUUGGCUUCCCCCAAAACGAAUGCGAAGGAGCUAGCAGCAAUUUUGAGUUCUUGCAAUGGUAAGUUCCCCUCGAUAAUUUUGAUCCCAUUUGAAUAUGUUGUCAGAAUUAACUUAGCAGUAUCAACUAUAUUUCAAAGAAUGAGUUUCUAUAGUUUAUCUACAAUCUGUUGAAUACUGAGAAA